Molecule: messenger RNA, 436 nt
Organism: Cucurbita pepo subsp. pepo (vegetable marrow)
Lineage: Eukaryota; Viridiplantae; Streptophyta; Magnoliopsida; Cucurbitales; Cucurbitaceae
Source: RefSeq, a predicted model, not a curated record
CUCAUUGGUUUCAGAGAGCUUUAUACACCUAAAAAUGGCGCCUUCCGCCGCCAUUUUUCUCUCUCUUCUCCUUUCCUUCAUACAAACCUCUCCGCCGAUAUCGGCCAGUCCGCUCGAUCCCGACGCGGAGAUAAAUUGUGGCUCAACCACCCCUUGUUCCAACCCAUCUGUUAGGCAAUUGCAGCCAUCGCCACCGCUACCACCACCACCGUUGCCGCCUCCGAGGUUUGUUUACACGAUGGGCGUUCCCAGUGACCUAUACCAGAAUGAUGAAAAGAACCGUUGGUAUUACUUCUCCGGCGCGGUCGGGAAGCCGCCAGCCAUGGCGGCGCUGGUGGUGGUGGGCCUUGCCUGUGGAGCUUUGGAUCUCAUGGUGUUUGGUAAGUGGUAAAGGAUGAAUAGAAAUAUAGAGUAACUUAAUGUAUUAAGUUUGGUA